Molecule: messenger RNA, 800 nt
Organism: Saprolegnia diclina VS20
Lineage: Eukaryota; Oomycota; Saprolegniomycetes; Saprolegniales; Saprolegniaceae
Exons: 2
Coding region: 40-777 (245 amino acids)
Source: RefSeq, a predicted model, not a curated record
UCGGAGCCGCUCAACGUCCGCGACCUCUUUCCGCCGCCCAUGACGGAAACGAUCGACGGCGUGCUGCAGUUGCGACAGCUUCACGUCAACAUGAUGCCGAUCUACAUGGAUACAUACAGCGCCCUCCCGCCCGACGUGGAGCGCUACCAGCAGCUCAUCCUUGCGUGCGUCCAAGAGCUCCCAUACGAAGAGCGCGGCCGCGUCGGGUAUCUCACUGUCCACGAAGGCUAUGUCGAUGCAGGGACAAGUCAGCGCCGCGGUGGCCUCCACAUUGAAGCGCCCAACGCCAAACGCGGGGGCUUUGCCAACGCGAAUGCUGGCGGAGGAGCCGUCGAGUGCACGGUCGAGCCAAUCUACUGGGGCGAUGGCUCCUGCGUCGAGAACGAGAUCUCGGGUGGCAUCUUCAUCGCCUCCAGGGUCGCCGACGCGUGCGAGGUUUGGAACUGCACCAUUCGAGACAAGGACGAGGUUGUGGGGCCUUUUGGCGGCAUCGAGCGCCUUCGUGGCGUCCUCCGCGACUGCGAGAGCGUCAAGCUGGAUGCAUACGAGCUGCUGUGGCUGACGGACCGCACCCCCCACGAAUCGCUGCCGCUGCCGACGCGCACGUAUCGCCAGUUCUUUCGCCUCGUCACGAGCAACGUUUCGCUCUGGUUUGCCGACCACUCGACGGCCAACUCUCUCGGGUGCGUUCCCAUUGCGCGCGUCGUGCACGGCAACAAAUUCGGGCGCGCUUCGGCCCAUGUCAACCAGCGCCACGAGCCGGUCAAGACCAUCUAAUACAAGAAAUUUGUGCAAGCAUA